Messenger RNA from Beauveria bassiana ARSEF 2860, 531 nucleotides. RefSeq lists its product as uncharacterized. NCBI's taxonomy places the organism in Eukaryota, Fungi, Ascomycota, Sordariomycetes, Hypocreales, Cordycipitaceae. The transcript has a single exon. The record is from RefSeq and is a predicted model, not a curated record. Bases 1 to 531 code for a protein of 176 amino acids.
AUGGCGUCCUCUUCGCGAUCCAACACAAUCUACCUGAAGCUCUAUCUGCGAAGAAGGUCUGGCGUCACUGACAGGCAGUCCAGCAAGAUUCUCUUUAUAUUUUGCGGAAACCGCACCGAUCCCAAAGCCCUGGUGCAAAAAUGGUCAUUUGGCAACGGCCUCUUCCACAGCCACUGGGAGGACGAGGUCGACAACCCGCUGCUUCUCGACGGCAUCGAAUCUGCCGUGUACGGCAUGGUCGACCACAGGUGUGUCGAGGACUCAGAGUCGGAGCUGCGCACGCUCAUUGCGGUGCCGGACAAGGACCAGCAGGCCGCGCGGAGUGCGUGGCUCAAGUGGUUGGAAGACGCGGUCGAGGAGGGAAAGAGGGCUGCUGCGGAGAGGGGAGUUUCUUCUGCUACGCUCAGGGCAGAGAUUGAGGAGGAUAAUGAGAUUGGGUGGUUCAACAACUACUUUAAGAAUUACGCAGAGGAUACAAUCAAGACUCUCCAGAAAAAGGGAAUCUUGGUUCCGUUGCGAACUAGGGCCUAA